This is a messenger RNA of Diachasmimorpha longicaudata, 3344 nucleotides long. It is a transcript of the gene Wdr59, whose product is annotated as GATOR2 complex protein WDR59. Gene Ontology annotation, cellular component: Seh1-associated complex; vacuolar membrane. The record is from RefSeq and is a predicted model, not a curated record. The coding region runs from base 177 to 3080 and encodes 967 amino acids. Gene Ontology annotation, molecular function: signaling adaptor activity; protein binding. The transcript is spliced from 9 exons. Gene Ontology annotation, biological process: cellular response to amino acid starvation; positive regulation of TORC1 signaling. Lineage: Eukaryota; Metazoa; Arthropoda; Insecta; Hymenoptera; Braconidae.
GCACUGCAUUGGCGUAGAAGUGGCCCCGUCGGGUGUGUUUUUCGAGGAACACAUGCGUCUUUGCAUGAUUCUUGAUAUCUUGACGGAAUUGGACAGUGCGAUGGUGGGAGGGGUGGGAACGGGGGAAAGGGCAGUGUGUUUUUAACCUCGGAAAAUGGUGACGAUUAUUUGGUAAAAUGUCAAAACGCUGGGGCAGUGACUAUGUUGUCACGGAACACCGGGAUCUGCAGGCGAAUACCAUGGCAGUUGAUGCCACCGGUAGCUAUCUUCUCCUGGCAGGCCGAAGGUGUUUUGCUGUAAAACAAUUGGACGAGGGCUCAGAUAAUCUUAAGAAAUUUACGAGACAGAGUAAAUACGAAGUUGGAUCUGCAGAGUGGAAUCCCACGUUACCGAACUGUCAUUUGUGUGCAAUUUCGAGCAAUACUCGAGUGGAGGUCCUGAGUUUCGCUGGUGGAGGUGGACAAGAUCUGCAGACAACCCACAGUCUCCGCGCCCACACUCGAGUAGUCAGCGAUCUAAACUGGCACCCGAAGGAGCCAGACAUUCUCGCCUCUUGCAGUAUAGACACAUUUAUCCACAUCUGGGACCUGCGGGACCAGCGCAGGCCCUCCCUGUCCCUCUCAGCAGUAGCAGGAUCUUCCCAAGUACGAUGGAAUCCCCUUUCCCCUCACACCCUAGCCACAGCCCACGACGGAGACGUCAAAAUUUGGGAUCAAAGGAAAGGCAACAGUCCGGUUCAGUACAUCGCAGCUCACCUGACGAAAAUUCAUGGUCUAGACUGGUGUCCCUUCCAGCAGAAUCAGCUGGCAACGUCUAGUCAAGACUGCACCGUUAAAAUCUUUGACAUAACGAACCCCAGAAGAGCCGAGGGCAUCCUGACAACCAACUCUCCAGUCUGGAGGGCUAGAUACACUCCUUUUGGCGAGGGUCUAGUGACGAUUGUUGUUCCUCAGCUUCGAAGGGGGGAGAACAGUCUCCUCCUGUGGAAUACCUCUAAUUUCAGCGCUCCAAUCUACACUUUUGUCGGCCACACUGACGUGGUCCUCGAAUUCCAAUGGAGAAAUCAAAAAGUAGACAACAAUGAUUAUGAAUUAAUCACGUGGUCGAAGGACCAGUGCCUGAGGAUAUUCAAGAUCGAUCCCUUCUUGAAAAAACUUUGUGGUCAUGAUAUGGACGACACUACCUCAGUCUACACGCAAUAUUCAGAGGACACCAACAUGAGGGCCCUGAGAUCCCCUCAGCAAAUACCCCUACAAGAUACCCAGAGUGAACCUGAGAUGAAAUUCACGUCCAAGUCUGAUGGGCCCAUCAUUCAGAGUGAAAUUGUUGCUGUUGAAAAUGAAAAGGAGGUGCCCUCUCCCACUCAACCAAAGACCCUCCAACAAGAAUUUUCGCUGAUCAAUAUGAAUAUUCCAAAUAUUGAGCUCAAUGCCAUGGACGCUGUGGAGAGAAGCUGUACCGUUACUGCGAGGAAUAAGAAUUAUAAUGUAAUUUUAAAAGUUAAUUUUCCGGGUAAUUAUCCUUGCGCUGCUCAGCCAACUUUUCAGUUCUGCCCUGGAACCACUGUUGACAGCACCACAAUGGCUAAAUUACUCAGGGUUCUAAAACAAACAGCCCAGCAGAGAGUGAGGAAGAAUAGAUCUUGCUUGGAACCAUGUCUCAGACAAUUGAUAACUACAUUGGAGCAGACCUGCGCCACUAAUGAGGGUGAGGUCAAUCAUCUGGGGUAUAUUCAGGGACCUACAGACUUCUUGGCAUCUUCAAAUAUUCUGUCGAACUAUCAGGACACGUACAUUCCUUUUCCGAGAACAUCAGGGGCUAAAUUUUGCGCUGUGGGAGUGCUUAUCUGUUUUGGAAGGUCUACUUAUAACCGAAGAACUUCGGUUAAGCCUGACGGAAUCACUCCCAGGGCACUUUCUGCACUAGCAACGAUUGGAAAUGGACCUUUCAUGAACAUGUACUCUGGGUCAUUUGGACAAUCUGGCGAUACCAUGUCCAUCAGUUCUUUCUAUUUUCAAGACCGGCAAAAAACCAUUAGGAGAACUGCACACGGCUCAAGUAGAGCACAUAGCAGGAAUUGUUACAAGAAUUUCUACUCGAUAGCAACAGUCUACGACGCAUCGUCACUCUUCUUCGUGAAUAAGGAACUCGCUGAGAAGUACAUCAUCAAUAUAACGGACAUUCCUGGAAUGUGCCAGCACAAUGCCAAUGUGGCAGCCUCCCUAGAGCGACCGGACCUGGUACAAGCUUGGUACCUAGCUUCUUUGGUGAUAUCCUCACCGCUGUCGAACAAUUCACAAAGUUCCUGUUCUAUGGAUAUCGUGCCACCCUGGCCGUUGCAUCCCUUCGGGCAAAAUCUCAUUCAUUCGUUAAUUCAACAUUACGCGAAUCAAUGUGACGUUCAAAUGGCGGCAAUGCUGAGUUGCGCUCUCAGCUAUCGUUCUGAGACCCACGACAACAAUCAAACACACCUGAGUAAAUCCGUCAACGUCAGCAGGCUAUUCACUGGAAAAUGGUGGAUGAAGCCAGGGGGAUCACCCUAUCACACUAUUCACCCAGCAGACACGAGUCUCGAGGGCUGGAAUUUCCAAAAUCUCAAGCAAAAUCGAUCAAACUCUUGGUCGGAGUCAUUGGAUGACAUGAAAUUGACUCAAGAUACUUUUGGAGAGACUGCGAGGAGUCUUAAACUCCUCGAUGAAAAGAACACUCUCUUGUAUGAUUGUUAUAAAAAGGCUUAUGCAGAGGUGCUGCACAGGUGGAGGCUGUUGGAUGCCAGGGCACAAGUGCUCAAGCACGUUAGUUUGUCGCAUCUAGAUACGAACAAAGACGUCGAAUUUCAGAGCGAAUGUCAUCUGUGCACCAAGACCAGCAGGGGACCCCAGUGUAAUCAUUGCAAAAGAUUGACAUUUCAGUGUGUUAUUUGUCACAUUUCUGUCAGAGGUCCUAGCAAUUUUUGCACUGUUUGUGGUCAUGGAGGUCACACACAGCAUCUAGCCGCAUGGUUUACCAAAGAAAGCGUUUGCCCAACUGGCUGUGGCUGUUCCUGUCUCCAGGAAAGUACUUCACUACUUAAAAUGUAAUUGUUUUUAAUGUGGAUGAAAAAGACUGUAAAUUGAUUAGGUUAAUUGUUAGACUCCGUGUACCUCAUGUACAUUAUGUAAAAUACAUUUUUUCAUACGGAAUAUCUUGAAAACUUUGUUUUCUUCACUGAUUCGUCAUCGAGUUCUUCUGGUGGUUCCUCCGAAAUGAUGAAGUGUUCUUCAUCAAGAAAUUCAUCUUUUCGGAGUUGUGAUUCCGCCUCUAGAAUUUUCGAUCUCUCGUCUUUAAUAAAAUCGUCUCUUAUA